CAGGCAACAAAUGUGACCUACCAAGCGAACCAGGUGUCAAGGGCAAAGAGAGGUCAAGUACUUGGAACGAAAGGUGGAUUUAGGGGCUGUACCAUAUGGUUUACCGGUUUAUCUGGAGCUGGCAAGACAACGAUAGCGUUUGCACUGGAAGAAUAUUUGGUCAGUCAGGGAAUCCCAUCAUACAGCUUGGAUGGCGAUAAUAUAAGACAUGGCUUGAACAAGAACCUGGGAUUCAGUCAGGAAGACCGCAUGGAAAACAUUAGAAGGAUUUCUGAGGUGGCCAAGUUGUUUGCUGACGGGGGCAUCGUCUGCCUCACCAGCUUCAUCAGUCCUUUCAAGAAGGACAGAGAAAUGGCGCGAAAGUUGCACGAGGAGGCAGGGCUUCCGUUCUUCGAAUGUUUCGUGGACACCCCGCUGGAGAUCUGCGAGAAGAGGGACGUGAAGGGACUGUAUAAGAAAGCCAGGGCCGGGCAGAUCAAAGGAUUCACUGGGAUUGACCAGCAAUACGAGAACCCGCCAACUCCUGAGAUAAGUCUGAAGGCAGGCGAGUUGACGGUGGACGAGUGUGUCCAGCAGAUGGUUGAGAUGCUCUACACCAAGGGACUUCUACCAGUAUCCGUAAUGAGUACAGUUAAGGAGUUGUUCCUGCCUGAAGCUGCCGUGCUGACUGCUCGGAUGGAAGCACGAGAUCUCCAAUGUCUCGAUAUUAAUACGCUCGAUUUUCAGUGGGUGCAGGUGCUAUCCGAGGGCUGGGCCAGUCCCCUGACCGGCUUCAUGAGGGAGAAGGAAUUUCUGCAGAGUCAACACUUUGGUUGUUUGCUGGAGGGAGGUACUAUCAAUCAGUCAGUACCAAUUGUACUGCCCGUAAGUACCAAGGACAAAGAAAGAUUGGAAGAUUGUACGGCCAUCUCUCUGAAGUAUGAAGGAAAGAUUGUGGCCAUCCUGAGAACUCCUGAGUUCUAUCCCCAUCGUAAGGAGGAGAGAUGUGCCAGGCAGUUUGGGACCACCCAUAAGGGACAUCCUUACAUUCAGAUGAUAAACGAGAGUGGUGAUUGGUUGUGCGGCGGGGACCUGGAAGUGAUGGAACGCAUUCGUUGGAACGACGGACUCGAUGAUUACAGACUGACACCUGCCGAGUUGAGAGCCCAAUUCAAAAAGAUGAAUGCGGAUGCAGUAUUUGCGUUUCAACUACGUAACCCAGUCCACAACGGGCACGCCCUGCUGAUGCACGACACGAAGAACAAAUUGAAGGCGAAGGGGUACAAGAACCCCGUCCUGUUACUCCAUCCUCUUGGUGGCUGGACAAAGGAUGACGACGUGCCCCUUCCGUGGCGAAUCAAACAGCAUCAAGCCCUGCUGGAUGAGGGUGUCCUUGACCCCAAGUCCACUGUCAUGGCCAUCUUCCCAUCACCGAUGAUGUAUGCUGGUCCUACUGAGGUUCAGUGGCAUUGCAAGGCUCGCAUGGCGACGGGCUCCAACUUCUACAUCGUUGGGAGGGACCCGGCCGGCAUGCCCCACCCUGACACCAAGGAGGACCUCUAUGAUCCCACCCACGGAGCUAAGGUUUUAACAAUGGCUCCAGGACUGACCCAACUUGAAAUCGUACCCUUCAAAGUGGCCGCAUACAACUUGAAGAAGAAGGCUAUGGACUUCUUCGACCCCAGCAAAAAAGAUGACUUCCUGUUCAUCUCCGGCACUAAAAUGAGGGCCCUGGCAAGAGCGGGAGACACGCCCCCGGAGGGCUUCAUGCCCCCAAAAGCGUGGAAGAUCAUGGUGGAUUAUUAUCAGAGUAUCGCUAAGAAGUAA
Molecule: messenger RNA, 1806 nt
Organism: Helobdella robusta
Lineage: Eukaryota; Metazoa; Annelida; Clitellata; Rhynchobdellida; Glossiphoniidae
Exons: 12
Biological process (GO): 3'-phosphoadenosine 5'-phosphosulfate biosynthetic process; sulfate assimilation
Molecular function (GO): adenylylsulfate kinase activity; sulfate adenylyltransferase (ATP) activity; ATP binding
Source: RefSeq, a predicted model, not a curated record